AUGGUUCAAUUCGAGGUGCCUAGAAGCUUGCCCAAAUUCGAGAGAAUAGCAAUCAUGCUUUACAACCUAGCCAAAAUCCCUACUUUCUCAAGGGAGUGCCUCAGGCAGCACAUUGUUAUUGUGACUGUUGCAUUUCCAGCAACCCAAUUGCUACUGGUUAGAGCAUGCAUAUGCAUAUCAGCUUCACAUACAAGGGAAGAUCUUACACAUGCCUUGAAGGUUAUUAGCAAUGUAGGCAAUCUAGUUGGCAUAAAAUACUUCCCCGUUGAACCAUUGAAGCAUCAACAAGGUGAUAAAACUGUGAAGUUUGAUUGA
Lathyrus sativus (Indian pea) is the source of this 315-nucleotide messenger RNA. The record is from the annotation of a GenBank genome assembly. NCBI's taxonomy places the organism in Eukaryota, Viridiplantae, Streptophyta, Magnoliopsida, Fabales, Fabaceae.